AUGCGCGGCGAUAACCUGCAUACAACUGGCAAUAUUACUGGGCUCAACGGCAGCGACAUAGUCGGCACCAAUGGUCUCGGCGUUGGCAACGACAAUACAUAUCCCUAUGGCAUGCAAUGGAUCUACCCAUGCGGCGGCAUGCCCAUGUCUACCAACAGAACAAACUGGCCUGUAACAGGCGGCGCUAUCGGUAUUCAGCCCGGCUGGUUCCAGGGCCACAACUAUGCCCUGUUCUACAUCAAUCUCGGCGAUGGCACAGUGCCUGAAAACUAUUCCCUGAUUAUGCAACCGGUAUUUGGCAUCGUUGGGCCAGACAACCUUGCGUACAACGGAUCGUUUUGCCUGCCCCAGGUGCCGCUGCCCGCAAAUUACACAGCGGUGGUAGGGACCAAUGCGACUAUUCAGAUCAUUGAGGCGGCGCAGCACGGAGCGGCCCUGUUCAAUUGUGUUGAUAUCACAUUCGCGGACCCUAAAGAUGUGCCGGAGGUCACGCCCGAUAAUUGUGCGAAUACUUCAGACAUCACUCUCCAAUACGUCUACAGUACCAACAGUCAGACAUCGGAUGCCGAGGUUCUCUGCUCGAGCAAAGUCACCUGGAUGGCUUCUAUACCUCUUGCCCUGAUGGUAAUGUGGGGGCUGCUAUAG
Molecule: messenger RNA, 645 nt
Organism: Letharia lupina
Lineage: Eukaryota; Fungi; Ascomycota; Lecanoromycetes; Lecanorales; Parmeliaceae
Exons: 3
Coding region: 1-645 (214 amino acids)
Source: RefSeq, a predicted model, not a curated record